Molecule: messenger RNA, 4812 nt
Organism: Ceutorhynchus assimilis (cabbage seed weevil)
Lineage: Eukaryota; Metazoa; Arthropoda; Insecta; Coleoptera; Curculionidae
Source: the annotation of a GenBank genome assembly
GUAAACUAUUAAACCGGUAUCGCACUGAUUCAGAAACCGGUGAAUUUUGGAAAAUGCCCAAAGUGAGGCUCUGUCAACUGUCAAAUAAAAUUCAAUUUUUUUUAUAAAUCUGGCAACGUUGCAAGUUGCAAUGUUGCAUGAAUAUCCUUCAUAGUUUUGAUUUUUGUUUAUGUAAAUAAAAUAAUAAACAGUUUUAAAUUCAAAUUAAAUUGAAAAUAACUAGGAUUAUUAUGAUGGAGACAAAUAACGAAUCUGUGUACAAUCUAAUCACAAGCUUGUGCGAACAGUUUUCCAUUUCCCGAGACAAAAUAAAAACGAACCGCUCGCAUUGCUAUGAACUGUUAUUGAAAAAACGCCUCUUCGAAGACCCCAGAAAAUUCAAAGAUCUAGAAGGUACUGACAAUCCUGUACACAAAAUGGAAGCCUGGUGCUACCAGUUGACCCAUGAACACGACUUUGGUGAAACCGCUAAAGACUUGCAAAAGCAUACAGAACAAUUAAAGCAAUCUUACAAAGAAGAUACUGACAGUUUUAAUAAUAUAUUAACAUUCUUGUUGUGUCUGAAAGACAUCCCAACAAAACAAAAACGAAAUGUAUUAGAUCUAUACUCGCUGCCUGAAAUCGAAGAGAACACUGUAAUGUCUAGGUUUGAUGAGAUGUUUAAGAUGCCGCAUUAUUUAAUAGAAGAAUUUGAAUCCCCAAUUUUCUCCAAAAUGAGCCAGGAGCUUUUAGAAAUUCAGCCAAUAGAAUCUAAAACAGAAUCUGAAACUUUAGAGGCAGAUGAAGAGCAUUCAUGUCCAAAUCUCCAAAAAAACAUAUGGGAAAUUGCAUCUAAACAACCAGUCUCAAAGAGGCGUAAUUGGGAAAGUUACGGUUGUGGAAUACCAGAUAAAGAAAAGCCAUUUUUAUCCGAAUUAGGCGAACUCUCUUCUUUGUGGGUAGAAAAUUUGGACUCCUUGUAUUUGACAAGGAAUGCAUUUCCUAGUUUUAAUUAUAUGAGUAACAAAUUCAAAACCAGAAAAUCUUUCGUGCAAGACCUUAAGUAUUUGCUGGUUGGCAUUGUAUCGGAAACAUUUAUGACAAACUCAAAAGAAGAAUUUGUGAUUACACCUGGCAUUAUGGUUGAAGGCCUCACCACCGAUGUAAUUGAAAGAUAUUGCAGCAGCUUUUUAUUUUCGGGCACUUGCUAUAGAGCUUUGAAUAAACUAGCAACUAAAGACCCUCUCACCCGUAACUAUAAACAUCCAGGUUAUGUGUUUUCGGAAUUUUGUGAAGCUGUAGCCAAAUAUCUUCGUUAUUACCGUACAGCGAUUUUCAGCUUGUCCGAGGACAUACUUUAUUUGUCUUUCCGAGAAAAAACUCUAAAGAUACAAAAUCAAAUUGCCACGCUGGCGCUGAUAUGUAAAAUCGGACCAUGUGCUUCGGAAAAUGAAGAAACACCGCACGGGGUUCCUCUGUUGAAUUAUCUGUAUCAGAAAGUGUUGAUGGGUGCCAGCGAUAAGACACUUUGUUUGGUGCUUUAUUCGAUAUUUUAUCCUUGUUGUCAAGUUUAUUUCAGUCGAUUUCUGCAUCAGUGGAUAGUGAAAGGCAUAUUGAACGACCCUUAUCAAGAAUUCUUUAUAAGGUCCAAUUUGAAGUAUUUAUCUUCCAGAGGUAGGACUUAUUGGACCAGAAGCUACGAAACCAGGGAGGAUAUGAUACCCGAUUUUUUGAUCGAUCUAAAACAGGAUAUUUUGUAUUGCGGCCGUAUUAUGAAUUUGUUGCGACUUUGCGAUCCUUCUCAUAAACUAUGUAGAUUUGUUAUGGGCAAAAACCAGCUGAUGCUCACCAGCUGUUUAUCCCAUGAAAAAUUAACACAACUACAACAAACUUGUUCGAGAUAUUAUUUGGAAGCUUCCGCAGAAUGUGGCACGAAAUUCAGUUUUGAAAAGUACCUGGAAAAAUCUAAAGGCACCGAUAUAACUCUUUUGUAUGCCAAAAAACGUGCUGUCACUUUGAGAAGAAUCGAACUGGAACGUCAAAAAGCUAAACAGGAAGCCCAUGAGAAAAAAUUAGAAGAAAUGUUAAUGCUCAAAGAACAAUUGGAUCUAAUACUCGAACAAAAACAACACAAAAUUUACCAGGAAAUUAGAAAAGAAAUCCAAACAAUGGAGGAAAACGUACGAAUAGAAGAAAUGAGGGAAAAAUUGGUUGAACAAGAAGCCUCAAAAAUGAUUGAGUAUUACACUGAAUUGUGUCAAGCAGUAGAUAAUCGUAAAGCAAAAAUUGUUAAACAUAUCAAAACUAACACAACUAUUUACAUAGAAGACUCUCCCGAAAAAAGCAAAUCAAAAGCCAAUAGUUCAUCUGAAAGUUUUUUUUCUGUAACUUCUACAACUGAAGACAUAAUGGAAACAUCUGGGAUUGAGAAAGACAACGUUAUCGAAGAGCAAAACAACGAAAAAGAGGAAAUUCGUCCAGUUCAUAGUUCUGAAUCAAUGGAUUUAUUAAACGCUAAUGUUGAAUCUUCAAACAUAAAUAUGCAAGCAACGAUGGAUAAUUUCGAAUUGGCACGAAAAAUCAAGCAAAAAGUUUUAAAUCAAGAAUUGGGAAUAGAAGUGGAUGAUUGGCAUAAUAAAUAUCAAGAAAAGGCAAAGUCCACGCUUGGUUCAACCGAAGCACAACGAAAUAAAUCGAAAGUUUUGAAUCAAGAAUUCGGCAUUAUUGUAGAUGAUUGGCAUAAUAAGCAACAAGAUCAAAUUAAACAAACAACGACAACUGUUGGUUUGAGCGCAGCCCAACGGAAUAAAUUGAAAGUUUUAUCAUCUGAGUUUGGGAUUGAAUUGAGAGAGAAUGUGAGGACUGAUGGCACACUGACAAUGGCGCAAAUAAAUAGGGAUCGAGUUAUGGGCCAUAAUGAGUGUUUUUUGCCAAAUUAUGAUGGGAAGCGGUUGGAUAAUGAGAGUUUUGUCAAUAGAAAUUUGAGGGAGAUUACUACUAGAACUGAUGACAAAACUGAAUCAAGAGAAACCAGCCACCAGAUGCCAAAAUCCAAAUCCUUACAGCUCGAUUUUGAUAAAUUGAACAGCAAAUUCGAUUUGGACAAGCCUGUUCCAAUGUCGGUGGACUCGACACCAAUGAGUGAUUUACCAUUGACAGGAACUCCAACCAGUGACUUUCCUAGAAGCGCCACGCCUUCCAGUAGCAUGUUUCUGAGUGUGGACACUAAAUUCGAUAGCGAUCCUGCUACUACUGCGGACACUCAUCGGACUGAAGAUGUUUUUAGUUUUGGUGCUAUACCUAAGUCUAGUGGUAAUAUCAAUCAGAAACUUCAAAACUCUGAAGCCAUGCCAACUUUUUCAAAAAAGCCUUCCCUAGAAGAAAUACAAGAAAUCUCUAGAAUUUCAAUUGGAGUACAUUUACAUGAGAGUGUUUCAAUACCGUUGUUAACGCAACUAAGGUUGGGGAAUAAUGAGCUUUUAAAAUAUUUUGUUGAAGAAUUGAAUUUUUUAAAACAUUUAAUAAGUCUGCGGGAUUAUUUCUUUCUGCAAGACGGAGAAUUUGCCAGGAAUUUAACUGAACAAUUAUUCGAAAAGCUUUACAGUGCAAAUUUCCCUUUGGAGUUGAUUAACUGUAAGACUUUACAUCAUUUAGUUUUUGAUGCUCUGGACAAUUCCAGCAAACACCAAGAUAACUCCAAGUAUUUGUCAUUUAAAAUCAAUAGUUUACCGAAAUGUUUUGACCUGGGCGAUCCUGAUGUUUUAAAUUGUCUGUCAAUGACUUACAAAGUGGAAUGGCCUUUGAAUAUUUUCCUUCCUUCAGAUGCAGUAUCUAAAUACAAUCAAGUUUUCAAAUUUUUAGUAAAGAUUAAUCGAGUUUCGUGGGUUUUGAAGAAAAUAUUUUUGGAAUUCAAGGUCUUGGCAAGAGAAACUGGUAAAAAAGAAAUUUACCUGAUGUCGUCGCCUCAGUACAAACAUUUACACCAGUGCAGGCACGUCAUGUUGCAUUUUGUGCAAAGUUUGCAAAAUUACAUAGUGGGCGAGGUUUUGCAACCGAGCUGGGCUUAUUUCGAACAAAAUUUUGCCACUCUAACCAAAAUCGAUGAUUUGUAUUAUGCCCAUACUGCUUAUAUAAAGGAUAUAAUUACCAAAUGUAUGUUGAGUCAAAGAUCGAUACUACUAAAAAACAUAAUCGAUAAAAUAUUCGUAGUGGUAUUAAAGUUUUACGAUUAUCUAAGGCCCAGGAGCUGGAAAUGCGAAGAUGGUGCCUACGUUCAUCCAAAUUUCAACAAACUAGAUAAAAUAUUCAAAAAUUUCGAAGAGUUUGUUGUCUAUUUCUUUAAGGUUGUUAAAAAAUUUGGGAAUAGUGGAUUUUAUCCUCAGUUGGUUCAAUUUUUGGAUGUUUUAGAUUAUAAUGGGUUUUAUUCUAAGAAGUUAUUGAAUAAUCCUAAAAAUGUUAAUAUGGCGGCUUGAAUUAAACCACCUUUUACUUAAAAAAUAUCAUUGUUAAUUUGUAGAAAUUAGUUUGGGACAGAUUCUUGUGCCUUUUCCUACAUACCACAAAUCAAAGCCUUAUAGACCCUUUUUUGCGCACUUUAUUACUUUUCCCAACUUUUAAUAAUCACUAGCUAGGGGCAGAUUAAGUACUUUAAGAAAGUGUCUACGAUUCAACAACAAUAAAUAUUUUUUUAAACUUUUACGUUUGUAGCUUUAAGUUGAGUUUAUACAAGGUUGAAGCUGAAGAAUUUUUAAGUUUGAUAUUUCACAGUAGACUAAUAUUAUUUAAGUGGUCUUAUAUAAUUAGGUGCGCUUCUCAUUAAUUUUUAAGUCAAUU